Aspergillus mulundensis is the source of this 1248-nucleotide messenger RNA. RefSeq lists its product as uncharacterized. Lineage: Eukaryota; Fungi; Ascomycota; Eurotiomycetes; Eurotiales; Aspergillaceae. The record is from RefSeq and is a predicted model, not a curated record. The transcript has a single exon. Bases 1 to 1248 code for a protein of 415 amino acids.
AUGAUACACAUCCCCAUGUUCGACGGUGCCUUCACCCUAAGCAUCGACAGAACCCCUCGGCCCCUCGGCGACGCAACUCGUACCCUCUACAACCGCGCCAUCUCCAACCCCUCCUCCCUAACAGACCAAGAACGCCGCCUCAUCACACGCCGCCCCCCAGCCGAAGAGGAAAACACCCUGUGCCAGAAAGAAUGCGGACUAACCAUGGACGAGCUCAUCGCCAAAGCCAUUAACAGCAAUGAUAAAAACACCAAUGGCCCCGCCCUGAGCAAUCAAGAAUCCCGUCUCCUCUUGUCCGGCGUCGUUAAGGGAGAAAGCGGCCGCAUCCUGUCCGAGAGGGUUCGUCUCAGUCUGGAAGAUCGAGACCUCAUGAGCCGAGCCAUGGAUGCGGCGACGACGGACGACUUGAGGGUUGCAAGGGAGGCGGCGCAGAGGGUGAAUCAGCGAUUGACGGACGCGUGGCUGGCGGCCAUGGACACGCUGAGCAAUGACGACAUCAGAAAUCUCAAAUUCGCCAUCAACGUGCCCUGGCAGGAGCACGUGCUGCAACUGCAACCCGGUUCGACGUCCGCUGGGGAUUCUGGGCAGGGGCAGGGACUUGAUAGAGAGAGGGGGCGUUUUGGUCUCGUGGUAUUCUACCAGGAAGGAGAAGGGCAAGGCGAAGGAGGAGGAGGAAGAGGUCGUCUUCCGGAAUACAAAUCCCAGAUCGAAACGGCCAUUCACCAUGGCUUACAUUUUUCAAUUGACAUAAUCAAGGAUGAGACGAGGGGGCGGUUUGCCCUGCACUGGGUGGCUGUUCCAGGUAUUGGGAAUGAGGAACUAGACCCGAGUGCACUGCGGAGCCGAUUCAGCACGAUGCUCUCGAACAGCGAGAUCCCCAGUGGGUUUCGACGCGACGCCUUCCUCUAUGUCGAUGAUGAGGCGUACCGGUCGCGGGAAACGGCGAGGCCGUAUCUCUGGUUAGCUGAGCCUGAACCUCAGCCUGACCCUCAGUCCGAGAAUGGGGCUGGGACAGAAGCUCAAUCUCAACCCCCACCUCCGGCUGAGGCUCUACGGCCCCUAAAAGUUGACAUCAAGCACAUCGCGCCGACGUUAUUUGCACGGCUGGUCCAGCGCGAUCUGGAGGGCGAGGCAAGACGGAAGCCCUACCGGAAUACCUCGGAGCUAAGCAAGUUACAUGCGGCCACGCAAUCACGCGCUCGGAAUGAAAUCGAUGGGAUCUGGCCGCCGCCGGCUCGGUACCAGUGA